This is a messenger RNA of Phalacrocorax carbo (great cormorant), 6707 nucleotides long. The record is from RefSeq and is a predicted model, not a curated record. NCBI's taxonomy places the organism in Eukaryota, Metazoa, Chordata, Aves, Suliformes, Phalacrocoracidae.
UGUGUUUCUGGCAGGCAGUCUUGCCUGGGAGGGGUCUGCCGUCAAAGCCACCCAGGAAAGGAGGCCUGAUACGCUAAUUAAUAUUCUGAACUAGUGACCCUUCUUUUUCUUUCCACCCCUUCCCUUUCUCUGGGCUCUCCAGCCUCUCCCUGCCGCGGAUGGCUGCAGCCCCCUCCAGCUGAGUCAGUCCUCCCUCCCCGCAGCAUUGCAGCACCUCCGCAGCUCCCUGCGCUCCAGCUCCUGCAGCACCGGCUCCGCUCCCACCGCAGCAGCAUGGCCAGCACCGUCUCAGCCUACAAGGAGAAAAUGAAGGAGCUGUCUCUGCUCUCCCUCAUCUGCUCCUGUUUCCACACCCAGCCCCAUCCUAACACCAUCUACCAGUAUGGAGAUAUGGAGGUGAAGCAGCUGGAUAAGAGGGCAUCAGGCCAGAGCUUCGAAGUGAUCCUGAAGUCCCCUUCAGAUUUAUCUCCUGAGAGCCCGAUCCUUUCCUCCCCCCCCAAGAAGAAGGACCUGUCCCUGGAAGAGCUGCAGAGGAGGCUGGAGGCUGCAGAAGAGAGGAGGAAGACCCAGGAGGCGCAGGUGCUGAAGCAGCUGGCAGAGAAACGGGAACAUGAGCGGGAGGUGCUGCAUAAGGCACUGGAGGAGAACAACAACUUCAGCCGCCUGGCUGAGGAGAAGCUCAACUACAAGAUGGAGCUGAGCAGGGAGAUCCGCGAAGCACAUCUCGCCGCCUUGAGGGAGCGGCUCCGUGAGAAGGAACUGCACGCAGCUGAAGUUCGCAGGAACAAGGAACAGCGGGAGGAGAUCUCUGGAUAAAGGGCUUUUCUACACAUCUAGCACCUGAUUCCUGUUAAAAAAACCAACCAAUCAACCAACCAACACAUUUUAUUUUGUUUGUCUAGAUACAACAUUCGGUUCUCCAUCCCCCCCUACCCUGGUGUUCAUCCCCCAGCUACACGCUUCUCUAUCUCUGCAUCCUUAAUUGUCAGUACUUGUGGGGAUUCACAGAUCAUAGGGACCCCUAAGCAGAAUAGCAACUAGUUCACAUGAAAUAGAGAAUUGAUCAGCCAAUCAAACAGCUUCUUUGGAGGGUUUUGUCCUUUUUUAAAAAAAUAUUUCUUAAACUGAUGUAAAAAAAUUAAGAUAUUAAUAAAUUCAACCAGCAGUGUCACAGAGGUACGGAUUUCUUAUCCGGGGCUUUUACUCCUCUUGCUGUUUGCUCUGAGCCAAAUAUCAGUUUCAGAAUAACGGGAAGUAAUUUCUGUGUGUGAAGUGGAACAAGGAACAACCCCAUGUUUGCCAGUGGUAGGAGAGAGGAACGAGAGAGGGCUGGGAUGGCUCAGGAGUCAUGGUGUGUGGACCCCCCAUCACUUGGACAUAUCUGGAGCCAACCCAGGCAGGAAGUGACCCAAAGUCCUCAUCUUUGGAUGAUUCUUUGAUAGCCUGUGUGAAAGUAGGUGAGGGUCUCCACGCAGAGCUCAGUGCUGGGUGUCACGUCAUGGCAAGUCCCCAUCACAGCAGGUACCACCUGAUGCCCUGGUUGGCCACAGGCUGGAGGAACCCAUAGACUGAGCCACCCUCUCCCUGGCAGAGUGGGGACUGAGACGUCUUGGCCAAGCAGCCCAGGAAAACCACAGACAGUGAUUGCAUCCCCAGCUCUGCACAAGCCCUGGGAGAGGGCGCUCAGUCUGCAGGCUCUCCAGCACUCCCAAAGCAUCAGUAAGGAAGCAAAUUCAAUAGAGACAGUGCAUAGUUGUGAACAGAAUAAUCAUCCUUCCCUCUUUCCAAAGAUGGAUAUGACUCUUUGGUGCCAUUACAGAGCAGACACCAAGACCAGAGAUGGCCAGAUGAGCCCUAGAGCUCUGGCUUGUUGGCAGCACCCUGUGAGGCAGAGCACGCCAGCUGCCUGCCUGGUACCUCCAGACUGGCAGCUUUGGAUGAGAGGGAGCUAAGAUGGGAGCAAUUCUGUGGUAAGGGUGAAGAGAUGUCCCCAUGCUGAUUCCUUGACUAUCUUUAGCUUUUCAAGGCCUAUUUUUAAGAAAAAAAAAUUGACUCUUGGUGGAGGUAGGGAUGAGAAGAGAACAUGCAAGCAUGGCAGUAAUGUCUGAUCUAGAUAGGUGACUGUCAAAGCCCAUGGACUUCUUAAUCUAGAAUAAUGGCUUAUGGAGGUAGCCAAGGUCCAACAGCCACUGUACACUGCGAGGGGCUGCCACCCUCCUGCUGAGAUCCACAGACCUGCUUACCUUGCCUUAGCUCUGCUUCUGCCUUGAAAAACUAAGCAUAAAUGUUGCAUCUGAAGAGCAGGGAAUGGCCACCUUCCAGCAAGAAGGACCUCAUAGGAUGCGGUGCUGGGGACUCAGCCCUGCAGAGGCAUGGUCCUCUGGCAAGGUUUUGCAGAGGGGGCGGUGGAAGCUGCUUUCAUUUGAGGCAGAAGGUAACAAGGAUUCCACUCUGUCCAGUGCAUAAAGAUUACUGGGUUGUUAUUUUUUUUAACAGAAUGGUGCAGUGUUUUGGGGAGGUGGGCAGUGCAGGUGCCUAGAUGGUAUUUACACCAGGGCACUGCUCCCGAUGGCCCCUCCAUCCUGGCUGCCCUCUCAGACCCCAGAAUAAACCAAAGGGGCAUCCAAGGCCCCAAGGCAUUUAAUUAUUAGUAAUUGGUGUCCUCUGCACGCUGUGCCUCCAAAGAGCCAUUCUGUGGGUGGGAUGAAGGACUCCUGUGGUGGGCUUUGCAGGAUCCUUGAGGAAUAACUUAAGCGCACAGGGGUGCAGAUGUGUUCACGGUCAGCCCAGCAGCAGGGCAUGGGCACAGCCCAGCCCAGGGCUUGCAGGGACCGUGCUCUGCACAGCAGUGCCAGGCAAUGACAAGGAGCUAGAGCUGAUGAGGGGUUUGCACGGGGAGUAAUGAUCCCCUUGCCUCUCCUCCCCUCUGAAAAAGAGAUCGUCACUGAGUCUUGUCAGAAGCUGAAGUAUUCUGUCUACCCUGUGCUAUUAAUUAAAGAAUUGAUUAUGGCCUGGGGUAAGCAUCAGAUGGUCACAGAAACCCCACAGAAAGCCAAAGAGUAGCAGCUGGUGGAGAUCAAAUCCUGGGCUCUUUGCUAGUGUCCCCAGAAGUCCCAGCUGGAUUCAGGAGAAAUCCCUUGAUGGCCACGGUUUGAUGUUAGGGGACACUCUCCUCCUAAAAGGAAGGACUACCUUAGUCCCAGACCCCUCCACCUGGGCUGGGGGGAGGACAGGACUGUUAGAAAGCCCCAGCGCUGCCCAGAGAUGAAAAAAAUAAGAUUUAGGGCAAAGAGGAAGGAAACUGAGGGUUGAAUUUCUUAACAGUAGCUAAUGAUCAGUUUAUAGUAGCAGCUGUCUUAGAUAAGCAUCUGUGUAGAGCGUGGCAUCACCGCCAGCAUCACCUCAUUCAUAUAGUGAUGAGAAAUUUUAAAAAGUUUAAAAAAAAAAUUUAAAAGUAAUUUAAAAUGUUUGUGUGUAAGAAAUGGUUGAAACUCAAAUGUCUGUGUCCCACAUUGGUGGGAUCUGAGAAGGUAUCUGAGAGAUAUUAACCCUGUCCUACUCUCUGUGGUGCUGAGUGUUUGCUUGGUGUGUAAUUCUGACCUGGAGCUUGUUGUAAAUACUGUUUUUAGUACUAUGAUUAUUAUGAUUAUUAUUAUCAGAAAUGUUGUACUCAUGAGCAGGAGUUUAAAACAAGAGGAAUGACCGUUUUCACUCCCUCCUUGGGGCUCAGAAGGAGUCGGAGCCUGGGCUGGGUGAAGGCAGGGUGCCUGCGGCGCGCAAUGCCAGACCAGAGAGCAACUGGAAAAUCACAGAGUCAGGAGCUGGAGGCCCCCGAGUCCUGCAGGCAGGGCAGUGAGAGUGACGAUGGGCUGCCCCUCGUGCUGGGAGGAGAAGGGAGGGCUGAGAGGUUUAAUAGAGGUGAUGGUUCCAUUCUGGUACAUAUAACUUAGUGUUAACCCGAACCUCCUCAUGUGAGGGAGUCCAGGCUGUUCCCCGCAGCCCCAGGGGAAGCUGGAGGAGCUGCAAGAUUUGGUGUGUGCUGAAGGAGGAGCGGUUGGUUGCAGGUUGUGCAGGUUAGAACCAUCCUCCCCAAACAGCUACUGAGUCUCUGGACUUGGUCCUUGCCUGGAUCUGCCUUUGUGCUGCGAGCUUAGUGCCUGCGCCUGCUUUCCUCCCCCUCGCUGGAGGCCAGCCUGGAUCUCAGGUGGGGACUUAUUCUUGCAAUAGCUUUGUCUGGCAAAAAAUCCCAUGAGGAAUGCACAAGAGAGUGCCCAGGCACACGGUGCUCAUGCAGGUGUGAGCACUGGGAAACUCAUUUUUCUCAGCUCCGUUGGGUCGGUGCUGUGAGGGUCAGUGGAUGUGGCUGGAAAACAUUUUACUGCAGGGUAAGCUCCUCCAUCAGAGGAGCAGCGAUGUGCAGGGAGAGUUUUGCAUCGGUAAUAUCAGGGGACCGGCUCUGUUACAGCUGCUGAGACAAGUUGUACCAAGGAAACAACCUCAUCCGUGGGGCCAGAGACUUUAGGUGUAGCAGAGCAAUGUUUGCCCGGUGCAGAUGAAUGUAGUAGGGAUGCUGGGGAGCUUGACAUUUGUCCAGUGCCACUGGACACUAUCAGGGAAAUGUGUGACUGCUUUAGCUGUGUGCCCCAACUCCCAUGGUUUCAGGGGGAUGAGGGGUCUCCGCCCACCCACCGCACCACUCCAAACCCACAGGGACGGUGCUGCUGGUGCCAGCAGCUAACAUGGUGCCAUGUCCGACACGCGGCACGUGGUAUGGUCCGCAAUCACAGUUAUUUCAUGCCUUUCCAUCUCCCAGGGUUGCUAAUGGUUGUGUGCAGCAGCCUACUUCAUGCCUCAAUUGAGACUAAUUAAGUAUCCUCACUAACAUCCUUACUGUCCCAGCCUCCCUCAUUCCUGGUCCAUUCCCACGUACCGCAGUUGCAGACAUGGCUUGCAACCCCCCAGUUCCCAGGGCCACGUUCCUUAUGGCAGAGCUUGAGGUUCUUUACUGAUUCCUGUAGAUGUUUAUGAACCAAGCUUUGUAACGACAAUUAGUGGCCACAUUUUUGCAGCAGCAUAUAAACACGAGACUUUGUGCCUGGUAGGGAGAGCAUCCUCGAGGUGGCUGGCAGCAUCCCUGCACAGACCACGAACUGAUAGAGCGUUUGCAGUUGUGAGGGAGGAAAGAUGAGGUGGUGACAAUUGAUUAUGUUCAUGCAUAUACCUUUCAAAGAGCUCUCCUGGAGAAGGGCCUCUGACUCAAGCAAGACAGAGAAGCUGAAGCUAAAUGAGUUCCCAGCUGGGACCGACAGCCAGGCAAUGAGUGAAACUGUGCAAGAGCUGGAACAACUGGCCUCAUAUCCCAAAUUAAAGCUCUGUGCUCACAUUAGCCCUUAAAGCAAUGUGCUCAGCUCUGUCUGGAAGUUGGUGCUUUCAAGGAUGCUGGCCCCUCAGACUGCUUCUGGACUGAGCCUAUUCCUUGUCUUCUUAUUUUUGAGUCAUUAAAAAAAUCUUGCUUUAACCCAGACAUGGGGUUACCUUUGAGUUGACCUUCCAGGGACAGUGGCAGUUCACGAUUGCAUGCAUCCUACCUUGGGAGUAGGCCGGUAUUGCUACUCAUUUUAAAAUAAUGUAAACUUCAGCUUGCUUGCUUUUGCUUAGCCUGGUGUGACUCUCUGGCCCUGGCUCUGCAAAGCCUGUCUCAUGGGGUUCGUUUAAUCCUGUCCCGCUGCAUUACUUUCCUCCCUCGCAGUGGUGGUGCACUCGGCUGUGCACAUGCACACAGAAAUGCAUACGUGGAAACAAAAUAUGCACAUACACUCUUAUACCACUUGAAAUGAGUCAGGGAAUGGCUGUUUACGGUGCUAGAGAUUUCUUAAUAUCUGUGCUAGGGAUGAGAUGACAUAGUAAGACCAAUAAACUCCACCUUUGUAGUCAGUUGUCUUUAAGUAAAGCAGAAGAGGGGCACUGGCCAACGCCUACAUUUGGGUGCUCCGUGGUCCCCGGGGUGCAGGGAGGCGGCCACCUGCACCCGCCACCAGGACAGUGGGACCCAAGUGUGGGGGGGCAGCUGGGCAUCCUAGCCCUGGCAUCCCCCGUGCCUCAGUUUCCCACCCCUCCCCAUGCCAAGGGGACACUGGCACUCCCUACCCCAUGGGGACUGCGGGAGAGCCAAUGCCUCCGCGUCUCUAAAGUGCUCUGAAAAUGGAAAGUACCAAAGUACUGAGUUGUGGUACACAACUGUCCACCCCGGGAGGAAUAAACUGGCCCAGGGCUGCAGGCGGAGGUUUGGAAGAUGACUGCGUGGCUGCAGGGCUGAGCCACAACCCCAGGGCUCAGCGCCCCGGCUGCCCUCCUGGGCAGGAUUCACUCCUCCUGCCACAGCCUGGGCCACCUUUGCUUGUGCUGGGUGAGCAGCGGGGUGGGGAGCUGGCACGGUGUCAUGGAAGGACUUUCCAUCACUAACAGAGCCUUGCCCAGUUCCCGUCAGUCUACCGCGUGCAUUUCAUUGUCAACUUGAGGUUGUUGUUGUGCAAAAGAAGUGAUUAUGGAAAAAAAAAAAGAAAAAAAAAGAAAUAAACUUGGUAUGAAACCGUAUGUGUCUGUCUCUCUUCAUAAAUGGAUUAUUUUAGUUCUGAGUUCUUUGUAUUGUGAGAAUACUAACGAGAUGCAUUAAAUGGAAAAUUGACCUAAAGAUUUAACAAAAUAGA